Messenger RNA from Eutrema salsugineum, 1434 nucleotides. RefSeq lists its product as uncharacterized. The record is from RefSeq and is a predicted model, not a curated record. NCBI's taxonomy places the organism in Eukaryota, Viridiplantae, Streptophyta, Magnoliopsida, Brassicales, Brassicaceae. The transcript is spliced from 10 exons. The coding region runs from base 1 to 1434 and encodes 477 amino acids.
AUGGUCUUGGUUGAUCUAGAGGGUGAUAGGAUACAAGCAACUGUUGAAAGGUUUUUCGCUAAAUCUUUUCGUAAAGAUUUGGUCGAGGGGAGAUCGGUGCUUAUCAAUACUUUUAAGGUUGUUGAGUAUAAUUCUGAGUAUCAAACUACACGAACGCCUUUCAAGAUAGUGUUCUAUGCAACUACAACUGUCUCUGUAUGCUUGAAUUUUCUUCAAGAGGUUCCUGAGAAAUAUAUGAAAAGUUUUCCAGAUAUUUUAUCAAAUGAUUUGGACAAUGGCUACUUGAUCGACGUGGUCGGACAAAUCGUAAGAGUUGGUCAUGUUGAGGACGUUAUGGCUCAAGGAAAACGUCGUUCUAGACUUAAGAUUUAUCUUAGGGAUGAGAGCGAUCUACAAUUACCAUGUACUCUUUGGGCUGAUUACGCAAAAGAAGUUGCUGAUUAUGUUAAACGUAAUUGUGUAUCCGUCGUUGUGGUUAUUAUAAGGCUUGCGUGUAUCGAAAACUAUCGAGGUGAGAUGAGCGUUUCAAAUGCUUUUAAUACAACUCAGAUUUUGUUUGAUCCAGUUUGUCCUCUUGUGGCGAAAUUCCGAUCUGAGUUGCCUCAAGAUAAGUAUAUUCUCAUUCCUAACGAAGAUGAUUCGAGUGUAGAUUCUAAAGAUUCAUUAGACAAUGAAUUUUUGGGAACUAAUAUUAGGCGAAAGUUAAGUUCUAUACAUUCGAUCGAUACGGUUGGUAAGUAUGUGACAUUGGCGACUAUACACUCGGUUGCCAAUAGUAAUUCGUGGUAUUACAUAGCAUGCAAGAAGUGUGAAAAAAGUUUCUUUCUGUUGUUGAACGUGGACGAUGGUUUUGGAGGGACGGCAGUCUUUGUCGUGUUUGACAAAAUUGCUCAAAAAUUGUUUAAGAAGACUGCCGAGGAAGUUUUCGAAGAGUCUGUUGGGGAUAAUUCAUCUGGACUGCCUCAAUCACUGCGUGAUCUAGAAGGAAAAGAGUUCCUUUUUAAGGUUGUUGUAACUGAAGAUAAUGUCAAAAAGGUUAAGAAUUCGUUUUCGGUUGACCGGUUUACAUCUGAUGACUACAUGAUUCAGACGUUCUGUAGUCAGGUCUAUUCUGAGCCUCCGUUUUUGGAAACCUUCGUCGAUGAAGAUAGAGGAUCACAUGUUGAGAAAACUCUGCCUGCCUGUUCUAAAAGUGAUUGUGAUGAUCCUCAUGUCAGUGUCGAUGUAAAUGCAGAAGACUCUAUCGAGAAGAUUGUACCUGCAUCUUCUAAAAGUGAUUGUGAUGCUCCUAAUGACAUUGUUAAACUAAAUACAAAUGUCACACUCGAGAUGACAGCUCCUGUGGGUUCUAAAAGAGAUUGUGACGAUCCUGACGUCAUUCCUACUCCUGUCAAAACAUCUGGAUCUAGAAGGAAGAAGAAUUCUAUGUCAUAG